This is a messenger RNA of Oenanthe melanoleuca, 2749 nucleotides long. RefSeq names its product maestro heat-like repeat-containing protein family member 7. Lineage: Eukaryota; Metazoa; Chordata; Aves; Passeriformes; Muscicapidae. The record is from RefSeq and is a predicted model, not a curated record. The coding region runs from base 606 to 2627 and encodes 673 amino acids. Gene Ontology annotation, cellular component: cytoplasm. The transcript is spliced from 15 exons.
ACAGCCGCGGGUUUAGGAUGGCCACCAGGCGAGAUGUGUCCCAAGGAGGCCGAGCCAGCUCCUGUGUAAGGCCCCAUGCCCUUCCCGCUGCAGCUGCAUCGGCAGCCCUGGGGACUCCUUCUGUUGCCCUGAGCCCACAGAGCAGGGCAGCGUUUGCUGAUGGUUUGAGCCUUUCCUAAAUUCCUGUCGGGCUGUCUUAGACACUUGGGGUGAGGGAUUCCUUCCAACCUGGGCCAUUUUGGCUGGGCUGGGGGCAGCCCCAGGGCUGGUGGCAGUGUGUGCAAGGGCCGUUAGUGACACGGUUCAUGACACGGUCACUAUGGCAUGGAACAGGACAGGGUGUCAAAGGACCCUUUGUGACAUGUGGUGAUAUAGGAGCUGGCGGUGACAUGGCCACGCCACAGUGCUCGGAGCACGCGACGGGACAGGACAGGACAGAGCGGUGCCGUGAGGAGCCCCCGCACAGCGCACUCGAUCCUGCCUGACCCGGAGCUUUUCUGAGUGCUACUCCUGCAGCUGACUUUGCAGCCAGACUGCGGGACUGUCUGCCUCACAGCUUUCCGGAGGAAUCUCUCUAGAAGGUGACCUAGAGGCCAGACUUCAGCAUGGCAGGCAGAUUUCUCAACGUCUUCAAACUGUUCAGAAGAAUAAAAAGGAGAGGAUCUAGAGCUGAUCCAGCUCAACAGCCUGAAGAGCCGGAGCCAUCUCAGCCAAUGCAGGAUGGUGCAGCCAUGGACCGGACACAGGAGCAGGAACCCACCGGUGGCCUCUUUCCCAGCACAGUGCAGGAAGAGACCAGCACCAUGGGCGCUGGGUCCAUGGACAAUUGUGACAGUCACACCACCAACACCAGUGCUGCCCUGCUGGAUAGGCCUGUAGAAGGUGGUUUGCCCAGUCCAAAGCAAGUGCCUGCCAUGGUGAGGUACAUCCACCAGUGGCUCAUGGCCAAUGAGUCUCAUGAGCACAGGCUGCACAGGACCCUGCUGGAUCUCACUGAGGCACAGCCCACUGAUGUGGUGAUGACUCUCCUGCAUGUGGCCCCAUCGUGUGACAGAGCUGCUGAGACCAUGUGGAAGACCAUCUUGUGCUCGAGCAGGACUGCAGUGUCGGUGCAGCUGAGACUCCUGGAUGUGCUGGGGAACUGGCCAGAGCACAGCACGUGCACCUCCGAUGGGGACACAAUGAGAGUCUUUGCCCUGGCUGCAACUGUGGUGAUGUGGAAGUUCCUCCAGAUGCCCUGCAUCCCACAUGUAGAGACACUGGAUUUCACCCGCCUGUUUGUCCACCUGCUCUUCCAAGUGCUCUUCAGCACUUUGGACAUGCCAGAGGAGGUCGAUAAAUUGUGGAAGGAAUGCCAGCAGCAACACGGCCUUGCUGCCAGCCCCAACAGGUUUGCAGUGCAGACCCUGAAGUCCCUGCUCUGCCGAAUGCAGGGUGAGCGUGUGGUGAUGGCAAUGGAGCACAAGUGUGGCUGGGACAUGCUGCUGUGUGCUGACACCCACCACUAUGCUGUGGGUCUGCUGGCCAGAGUAAUGCGCUUUUCAUCCAUAGCCCGGUGUUCUGGGAUUGCAGUGUACCUGCUAAGGCUGCUCAGCAUGGAGGUGCCAUGCUGGGAUCUUGCUGCCCUGGCAUUCAUUGUGGAGGUCCUGGAAUGCUUGGACGUGACCAAAUAUGGGACCAGUCUCUUGGAGAUCAUCUCAAAGAACCUGCAGAGCGAGUGCAGGGAGAGGCGUCACCUGGCACUCAGAGGCCUCGUGGUGCUGUGCCCCUUGAAUCCCCGCAUGGUGAAAAGGAAGCAGCUGCUGAAGCCCUGCCAGCAGCAUGAGGCUGGGGCAAAAGAAAUGUGGAGCCUGACUGAAAGUCUUGUGGAGCUCCUGCAGGAAAACGACAGCGACGUGGUCAGGAUGAGCGUCGUUGUACUGAGACAUUUGUUCCUGUGUCAUGGUGCCCCUUUACGCAGCCCCAUCGCCCUGCGGCUGGCUGAGGCGCUCCUGCCACUCUUUGACAGCGAUGAUAGCCAGGUGCAGCUGUGUUCAAUGAAUAUUUUUCAAGAAAUGAUGGAGUUAGUAAUGGAAGAGGAAAGAAAGGCCCUGAAAUCACAUGUGCAUCAGAGCCUGUUCCCACUCACUUUCCACUGCCAUGAUGAGAAUCCGUAUGUAGCAGAGGCCUCUCGGGAAACACUGCACAGUUCAUCAAGAUUUCUGAAGAGGAGGGAUAUUGAACAGAUGCUGCAGGUGGAUGAGACAUGGAGGUUCGGCGAGGGACUGCUGGCAGAGGACAGGAGCCGAGCGGCCGAGCACCUGCGCCAGGCCCUGCCGUACCUGCGGAGCCCACAGGAGCCCCUGCGAGACGCGGCCAUCAGGUUCAUCGGGAUGGCCGGGUGGUGCCUGAGAGGGCAGGAGGAAGAGCUCCAGAUCAUCAGUGAGGCCCUCGAAGAUAUGGCAGAUGACAGCAGCCCUGCCAUUAGAAACCUUUCAGCUGAAACAGCGUUCAUCCUCCGGGCGGUACAGGCAGCUCCCUACUCCUCAUUGCGGAAGUUGCAAGACCAAAUCCGCAGGGUGUGCAAGAGACGGCCUCGUCUGUGCGGCAGUGCCUGGCUGUGCUGCUGGAGCUCUGCAGAGAGAUGAUCUUGUAGGCUCUGCCUGUGGAGCCAUCUGAACCAGCAAGGCAGCUGGAUUUUUCCUUUCUUUAAGUUUGUUCUCCUUUUUGUUUUAUAAUAAAUAUAGAAAUAUAGGAUGUGUUGCAAUAG